AUGGCUUCUCUUUUCAGUUCUUUCCUUCUAGCGCUCUGUCUCUUCGUGAUCCCAUCAUUCUCAUCUGACCCUGACCCUUUACAAGACUUUUGCGUUGGCGAUCUCAGAGCUUCUCCUUCCAUCAAUGGCUUCCCAUGCAAAUCAUCAGUCUCAGCAUCUGACUUCUUCUUCUCCGGCUUACGCGGUCCUCUAAACACCUCAAACCCUAACGGUGCCACCGUUGCUCCCGCCAACGUCUUAACGUUUCCUGGUCUAAACACUUUAGGAAUAUCAAUGAACAACGUUGAGCUCGCUCCAGGAGGUGUGAACCCUCCUCACUCGCACCCUCGUGCAACCGAAGCAGGAGUUGUGAUCGAAGGUUCGGUCUUUGUAGGGUUCUUGACAACGAACAACACUUUUUUCUCGAAAGUUAUUAACGUUGGAGAGAUGUUUGUUGUCCCUAGAGGUUUGGUUCAUUUCCAGUGGAACGUUGGUAAAGGCAAAGCGCGUUUGAUAACCGCUUUUAACAGUCAGCUUCCAGGAGUAGUGGUUCUGCCUAAUACUUUGUUUGGUUCAGUGCCUGAGAUUCCAAACGCCGUUUUAACGAAAACGUUUAGGACUGAUGAUGCAACUGUGAACAAUCUCAAGUCCAAGUUUGCUGUUUAA
Messenger RNA from Eruca vesicaria subsp. sativa (arugula), 645 nucleotides. NCBI's taxonomy places the organism in Eukaryota, Viridiplantae, Streptophyta, Magnoliopsida, Brassicales, Brassicaceae. The record is from the annotation of a GenBank genome assembly.